This is a messenger RNA of Ascochyta rabiei, 1194 nucleotides long. RefSeq lists its product as uncharacterized. Lineage: Eukaryota; Fungi; Ascomycota; Dothideomycetes; Pleosporales; Didymellaceae. The coding region runs from base 1 to 1194 and encodes 397 amino acids. The transcript is spliced from 2 exons. The record is from RefSeq and is a predicted model, not a curated record. Gene Ontology annotation, biological process: regulation of transcription by RNA polymerase II. Gene Ontology annotation, molecular function: DNA-binding transcription activator activity, RNA polymerase II-specific.
AUGUUCCUCCGUCAGAGCGAGCCUUCAAGUCUCAAGUAUGCAGUCUCCAUUCCACCAUAUCUUCGCCUCAACGACGUCUGGAAAGGCAUCAGGGAGCCUCUGCCCCCUUCGCUUCAAGACGUCUUGUACCAUUACGAAUACACGACUAGUCUUACACUCGCCACUGAUGACCCAGCGAAGGCCGCCUGGCAGUCAUGCAUACCGGAAAUGGCACAUGCGCAUGAGUUCCUUGUCAACUGUGUGCUGUCGGUUGCAUCACUCCAUCUUGGUCGACUUCAUGAAGACAGAAUUCAGAAGACUAGCAUGAAUGCUGUGGCAGCAUCAAGGAUGAACAAAGCCCUGAUACGAUAUCGCCCUGCAUUGGAGAACAUCACAGCAGAAAAUGCAGCAGCGCUCUUCGCAAGCUCAACACUAACGGCUGUGUACUUGUUUCGCACGUCGGCUAUUGACAUCGAGAUACUGCGCGAAACCAUACCCUACGGCACCGUUAUACCGCCCCCUGGCGUGGUCGAUAAGAUGAUGUCCUGCAUCCUGCGGACAGUUUGGGGUCUUCGUGGUCCACUUACCGUGUUGAUGAGUGGCUGGAAGCAUGUUGUCAAUGGUGCAAUGCAUCCUGUUGCGGCACGCAAGUGGUGGCCACAAAAAUGCACACCAGCUACUGCUCGUGCAGAAGCCGAAGAUGAACGGUUACGCAAGAUCGAUGAACUUUGGAUCUCUACAGACAAGGCUUUGGAACCGCAAUGUCAUCAUCUCAACGAGGCAUUGGCUUUUUUGCGCCAGACGUACGCAUUGGUGUCGCAACUCACACUCCCUGGAGUAUUCCCCCCAAUGACAGCGGUUCCUUACGCAAUUGACGACACCACCACGGGCGUGCUUACCGACCGUGGUGCCAUCUUUGUAUGGUCGACUCUCAUAUCGCGUGAGUUCAUAAAGCUCCUCGAAAGCAAAGAUCGCGAUGCUCUUGUUAUCCUUGCACAUUAUGCUGUACUGCCUGGUCGAGUACGUAACGUAUGGUGGCUGGAAGGCCUGGGUGCUGACUUUGUCACCGCCAUAGCCAUGGCGAUCGGUAUUGAGAAUUGGUAUCUGAUAGAGUGGCCCGCUCAUGUUGUUGGGGUUGAUCUGUGGAAUGCUUUUGGUGUUAGAAAGGACAGGCUCCAUGGCAAGCCUGAUGAGCUGCACAUGGACGUGAUUUGA